CGAUAGGGACCCGCCUAAGCAUAGGCACCUGGUUCCGUUGAGUUCCCGGCGUCCCAGGAACUCACAGAACCAGGAUUUCAUAACCCAUACAGCACACCACUCGCAUACCAUACGCAUCCGUCCAUACAACACACCACUCGCAUACCAUACUCAUCCGUCCAUACAACGCUCGCCGCAGAGUACAGGGUUAGACCUCAUAAAUAAUAAUAGAAGAAUGCAAGCAUUUUUGAAAACUGGGAAGCUUGGAUCCAUUGAUGAGAAAGAAGCUUCCACGUCCGGUGAGAAUGAAAGUCGUCGUAGCGCACCUGCAGUUCCUUGGGUAGAAAAAUAUCGACCACGAACCGUAGAAGAUGUCGUCGAACAAGGCGAAGUUGUUGAAGUUCUGCGGCAAUGUCUGCAUGGUGGUGAUUUCCCGAACUUGCUAUUCUAUGGACCUCCUGGUACUGGCAAAACGAGUACAAUCUUGGCAGCUGCCAGACAAUUAUUCGGUGAUAUGUAUAAGGAGAGAAUAUUGGAGCUGAAUGCAUCUGACGAGCGAGGGAUUCAAGUUGUACGAGAUAAAGUCAAGUUGUUUGCUCAGCUUACAGCGGGCAGCGUUAGGAAUGAUGGAAAACCAUGUCCUCCAUUCAAGAUUAUAAUAUUAGAUGAAGCUGACAGUAUGACAACCGCUGCACAAUCUGCGCUUCGCCGAACUAUGGAAAAAGAAUCUCAGAGUACACGUUUCUGUCUUAUUUGUAAUUACGUGUCUCGAAUUAUUGACCCACUAACGUCUCGAUGUACAAAAUUCAGAUUUAAGCCUUUGGGCCAGGAAAAGAUAAUAGAAAGGUUGCAGCUAAUUUGUCAGAAUGAGAAUUUAAAGGCUGAGAGGGAUGUUCUUUUAAAAAUAGUAGAAGCUUCUGGAGGAGACUUGCGACGAGCAAUUACCUGUUUGCAGUCAGUCACCAGACUUAAAGGAAAGGGUGCUGAACUUACCAUCGAUGACGUUGUAGAAACCACUGGCAUCGUUCCUGAUAAAUGGUUGGAUGAUAUAAUGAAUGUAUGUAAAACCAAAGAUUAUAGCAAAGUCGAGACCUUCGUCGACGAAUUUAUGAUGGAAGCUUACGCAGCUUCUCAGGUUGUAGAGCAACUAAACAAGAAAGUGGUUUAUUCCAGCAUCUUAACGGAUGAGCAAAAGACAAUUAUCGGUGAAAUUCUUGGGGAAUGCAAUUACAGAUUAUUGGAAGGUGGCAGCGAAUACCUGCAAUUGAUAAGCCUCUGCUGUGGUAUUAUGAGAGCUUACGAGAUAAGAUAGAUCCUUUAGAACAUCAAAGCCCACAUUACGAACAAUUACUUUAUCACAUUCGACUCUCAUCACCUAUUUAUUGAUGUUGCACAUGAUUGUCAUAAAUAUAUUGUACAUUUUCAACAAACAAAAUUAACUAUUAGUUGAAAUACCUGAAUGUCGUUCCUUAAAAUUUAUACCACCGAUAUCUCUCGAUUCACACAUCACCGAAAGCAAUAGGUGUACAUAACCUCCACAAAUAAAACUAUUUUUAUCAAA
Molecule: messenger RNA, 1540 nt
Organism: Orussus abietinus
Lineage: Eukaryota; Metazoa; Arthropoda; Insecta; Hymenoptera; Orussidae
Product: replication factor C subunit 4
Exons: 7
Coding region: 215-1291 (358 amino acids)
Biological process (GO): DNA-templated DNA replication; DNA repair
Cellular component (GO): nucleus; DNA replication factor C complex
Molecular function (GO): DNA binding; ATP hydrolysis activity; DNA clamp loader activity
Source: RefSeq, a predicted model, not a curated record